AUGAUAGCAGCUUCGAUACCAAGCAAAGCCACCGUGGGCGGACCUGCGGUGCGGCUCGCCAGGACUGCGACGCUCUACCAUGCCCCGUCACACAUCAACGGGCUGAGGCUCGUCUGUGCUGCGUCGCAAUCCCAUGCGGCCCCUCGAUACUUCUCGACAACAUCAAGAACCCAACUUCGGGACUUCUUUCCAAAAAGGGAGACUGCCCAUAUCCAGACAACCCCUGCAGCCUGGCCCCAUCAUGGCUACACCAUGGAAGAGAUGAAGGCGGUGGUGCCCGCUCAUCGCAAGCCCGAGGGCCUGGUCGACUGGGCCGCUUGGAAGGUCGUCCGCAUAGCCAGGUUCUGGAUGGACUUGGCCACGGGGAUGCAGAGAUCCCAGCAGGUGGACAAGAAGAAUCCCACGACAGCUGUCGCGGCUGAAAAGCCCCUGACAGAAGCACAAUGGCUCAUCCGCUUCGUCUUCCUGGAGAGCAUUGCCGGCGUGCCAGGGAUGGUGGGCGGUAUGCUUCGACACCUCAACUCCCUCCGCCGCAUGAAGCGCGACAAUGGGUGGAUCGAGACGCUGCUCGAGGAGAGCUACAACGAGCGCAUGCACCUGCUCACGUUUAUGAAGAUGUGCGAGCCCGGGUGGUUCAUGAAGACCAUGAUCAUCAUCGCCCAGGGCGUCUUCUUCAACGCCAUGUUCGCGACGUACCUGGUCGCGCCCAAGGUCACGCACCGCUUCGUUGGCUACCUGGAGGAGGAGGCGGUACAUACCUACACGAGGGCCAUCAAGGAGAUCGAGGAAGGCUCGCUGCCCAAGUGGUCGGAUCCGGACUUUCAGAUCCCGGACAUUGCGGUUCAGUACUGGAAGAUGCCCGAGGGCCAUCGCACGAUGAAGGACCUCAUCCUGUACAUCCGCGCCGACGAGGCCGUCCACCGGGGCGUCAACCACACACUGGGCAACCUAGACCAGGCUGAGGAUCCGAACCCCUUUCUGAGCGACUUUAAGGAUCGCGAGAUGCCCAAGCCAGCGCUGAAGAGUGCUGGCUACGAGCGUAGCGAAGUCAUCUGA
This is a messenger RNA of Emericellopsis atlantica, 1056 nucleotides long. Its product is annotated as alternative oxidase. The transcript is spliced from 2 exons. Bases 1 to 1056 code for a protein of 351 amino acids. Gene Ontology annotation, cellular component: mitochondrion. NCBI's taxonomy places the organism in Eukaryota, Fungi, Ascomycota, Sordariomycetes, Hypocreales, Bionectriaceae. Gene Ontology annotation, molecular function: alternative oxidase activity. The record is from RefSeq and is a predicted model, not a curated record. Gene Ontology annotation, biological process: alternative respiration.